AUGAGCAGCCCCGAUGCGGGCUACGCCAGCAGCGACGACCAGACGCAGGCAAGGUGCUCGCUCCCCAUCAUGAUGCCGGCCCUGGGCCCCUGCCAGUGGGCAGAGUCCCUGAGCCCCCUCGCAGACGCCAAGGUGAAGAGUGAGGCGGCCCCGGCGGGGGCUGCGAGCAGCCGGGCCAAAAGCGAGUCCCGCAUCCGCCGGCCCAUGAACGCCUUCAUGGUGUGGGCCAAGGACGAGCGCAAGCGGCUGGCGCAGCAGAACCCGGACCUGCACAACGCGGAGCUCAGCAAGAUGCUGGGGAAGGCCUGGAAGGCGCUGUCGCUGGCGGAGAAGCGGCCGUUCGUGGAGGAGGCGGAGCGGCUGCGGGUGCAGCACAUGCAGGACCAUCCCAACUACAAGUACCGGCCGCGCCGGCGGAAGCAGGUGAAGCGCCUGAAGCGCGUGGAAAGCGGCUUCCUGCCGCACGGGCUGGCGGAGGCGCCGGGCGCCGGGCUGGCCAGCGAGGGCAGCAGGAUGUGCGUGGAGAGCCUGGCCCUGUCCUACCCGGAGCAGGGCUACCCCGCCGUGCAGAGCGCGCUGCCCCCGGCGCUGGGCCACUACCGGGACUGCCAGCCCCUGGCUGCCGCCUUCGACGGCUACAACCUGCCGACCCCGGACCCCUCCCCGCUGGACGCGGCGGAGACCGAGCCGGCCUUUUUCACGCCGCCCCUGCAGGACGAGUGUCAGCUGGCGCCCUACGGCUACCCCGCGGCCGAGUACCCCGCGCACGGGGCCGAGAGCCAGGCCAGCGCCGCGCUCCGCAGGCACCUGCCCCGCGCCGAGCCGCUGGGGCAGCUCAGCUCCCUGCAGAGCCUGCUGGGCUGCCAGGGCCCCCUGCACGCCUACUACGGGCAGCUGUGCCCGCCCGCCGGCCCGGCCCGCGCUCCCCAGCUCCCGCCGCAGCCCUGCCAGCCCUCGCCGCCGCCCGAGGCGCAGCAGUGCAGGGAGUCGCUGGAGCACCUGUCGCAGGACGAGCUGCUGGGCGACGUAGAUCGCACCGAAUUCGAGCAGUACCUGCACUUCGCCUGCAAGCCCGAGCUAGGGCUCCACUUCCAGGGCCACGAAGCCGGCCUGCCCGCGCCAGACGCCCACGGGCCCAUCUCCUCGGUGGUUUCGGAUGCAAGUACUGCUGUGUAUUACUGCACUUACCCAGACGCCUAA
This is a messenger RNA of Emys orbicularis (European pond turtle), 1200 nucleotides long. RefSeq names its product transcription factor Sox-17-alpha-like. Gene Ontology annotation, molecular function: DNA-binding transcription activator activity, RNA polymerase II-specific; RNA polymerase II cis-regulatory region sequence-specific DNA binding. Bases 1 to 1200 code for a protein of 399 amino acids. Gene Ontology annotation, biological process: anatomical structure morphogenesis; vasculogenesis; angiogenesis. The transcript is spliced from 2 exons. The record is from RefSeq and is a predicted model, not a curated record. Lineage: Eukaryota; Metazoa; Chordata; Testudines; Emydidae.